ACAAUUAAUCAAUGAUUAUUGAGGCCAUGCAUCCCCACAUUGGUAGAAUUGAUUUCUGAGUUCCCAUGUGUCAGGAACACGUUCUUAUUUUUCCAAUAUCUUUUCAGCAAGUACCCGAUUCUUAUAUAUAUUCAAGCUUUUGCCAGCACUGAAAUUAAUCAAGGAUCACAGAUAUACGUGCAUAGAUCAAAGCUAGCUCGAUCUAGAGAUGGAGAAGAUGGGUUCUUCUUCUUCUUCUGGUUACAAGCCAUUGAUGGUUAUGGUCACCUUGCAAUUUGCUUAUUCUGGGCUUGCUCUCUUCACGAAAGCAGCUUUCACUGGUGGAAUGAGCCCAAGAGUGUUUGUUGUCUACAGACAAGCUGUGGCCACUAUGAUCAUGGUCCCUAUGGCUUGCUUAUCCAGAAGAAGAAGCAAGAGGAAUUCAAGUAGCAGUGCUGAGGUGGUUUCGUUGACUUGGGAGAGCUUCUCUUGGAUAUUUGCUGCUGCUCUCGUUGGGGUGACGCUGAAUCAGAAUGCAUAUUUCGAAGGGAUCAACCUGUCUAAUUCUACCGUUGCGAGUGCGAUGAGUGAUCUCAUCCCAGCAAUCACUUUUACAUUAGCAGCAUUUCUGAGGAUGGAGAUGAUUAACAUAAGAAGCUUGAGGAGUGGUGCCAAGAUCUUGGGGACUGCCAUAUGUGUAUUUGGAGCCAUGGCCAUGGCUUUCCUCAAGGGACCUAAGCUCUUAAAUAACUCUCCGUUCAUGGCUUCGUCAGAAGAUUAUGAUUGGUUGAUGGGGUGCCUUCUUCUGUUUGCUGCCAGCUUCUUGUGAUCUUUGUGGAUAAUUUUUCAGGUAAUCUAAUCAAGGGAAAAACUACUACUAGUUUGAAUUAGUAGUGAUUUAGCUUAGAUGUUGUAUUGAUUUUAUAAUAAUCCGUAGUGAUUUUUGCUAGUCAUCACGGUGCUAACCCCUAUAAGGGUUAGCACCUAAUCCCAUCCCAGUAUGCCUCUACCAAUAUUACCAAAAAAAAUGUGGAUAUUUGAAAUGUAACCCUGAAAUCAUAUUGGGAAGUUCAUACUAUCUCGAUGGAUAUAUAAGCAAAAAUCUCUUUUUUUUCCCCAUGUGACAGGUUCCAAUUGCAACAACUUGUCCUGACCUCAUGUAUUCAUCAACUUGGCUGUGUUUCCUUUCUACUUUGCAAUCAACAAUAGUAGCCUUGUUCCUGGAGAAGGAUGUCUCGGCCUGGAAAAUCAAUUCAAUUUUUGAAUUGGGUUGCUGCCUCUAUAGUGUAAAGCUCAAAACUCUCUCUUCAUAGUUUACUUUGUGAUACCAAAAAAGUCCUAUAUAUGUACCGCGUGUAUGUCAACAUUUGUUCGAACUCGAGGUUACCAUGUAUUUUUAGAUAUUAGAUAAUUAACAUGGCGACAUUUCUAUAAAAUAAAAUUUAUGCCUUGAUUCAGAGACAUAAUUAUUCUCUCUUAUCAAGCUCUCGCUCUUUUAAAACUAUCGAGUAUUUGACGAUUGUUUUAUUUAAAAAAAAAAUUUCGCAGGGAGGGGUCUUGACAAUGUCAUUUGUGGGCCAAGCCUGGUGUGUUGCAGAGAGGGGCCCAACCUUCCCAGCCAUUUUCAAUCCUCUAAGCACAGUCAUCACAGCCAUCUUUGCGGCCAUUUUCCUCCACGAGAAGACCUACGUGGGAGAGUACGUAAUGAAUCCGAAUCCAAUUAGGAUUACAUUUUUUCCCAUAAUGUCUCGAGUAGCGUCAAAAACCGUUGGAACUUCUCAGCCACACAAGAAUGAUUUUUGUUUUCUGUGAUAUUGAAAUUUUGUGAAUAUAUAGGUUGAUGGGAGCUGUGGCAGUGAUGAUGGGGUUGUACAUGGUGCUAUGGGGAAAAUCCAAGGAUUUGAGGAAGACAGAAAGUGAGAAAAAGGAGAAGGAAUCCAUAGGUGAUUUGGAAGAACCAUUUCUUACUGAUAAACCAACUGAAUUGUAAGUUGUAACAACUUAUAUAGUCUUUGGAAAAAGAACCCUCUCAAGCUUGUAGAUCGUAACUUAAUUAAACCAUGCUAGCUAAGAAUGAAAGGUGAUUUUAGCCAUUUAGGGGAAAUGGCUACUAGCGGGGAUGUUAACGAUGAUGACCUAGACAUUGUUAAGAGUCACUAUACGAACUAACCCUAAUCUAAUAUGAAAAAUGAAAGGUUACAGACACCAUAUCCAAAACAGUAAAACGAACGUGUAUGCAGCUGUGAAGGUGUUAUAAUAUGUCUUCAAGUCGUAGUAACAGAGAUUAUGCAGUGGAGGUGUUUGAUGAAUGAACUGAUGAUAUAGCUCAGUAGGAAUGCAGUGGCCUUUGCCUGCCGGCAGAAAGUUGCUAGGAAGCCAACAUUGGAGUCCAAAACUUUUAAGCUAGGGUAGAGAGUUUGAUCCUCCCGUGCAUUCACAUAUGAGACAAUUUACUGACGAUUCACUCGUAUUGUCAAGAAAACAAAGGGAUACAAAAGAAUCACAUGACCAACAACAACAAAAAACGAGCAUCAAACUAGGGUAAAAGAAAAAGAGUUUUUCUGGUCACCCUAUUAUAACUACGAUAAAUAAACACUCGAACACAAAACUGAUGAAAUUACAUUGACGAAACAACUUAAGAAAGAGAGACCAUUCAAUAGCAUUUAUCUAAGAAGAGGUUGUAAUUAACAAGAUCUUCUGUG
Molecule: messenger RNA, 2681 nt
Organism: Linum trigynum
Lineage: Eukaryota; Viridiplantae; Streptophyta; Magnoliopsida; Malpighiales; Linaceae
Source: the annotation of a GenBank genome assembly